AGUAAGAGAGGGAGUGGUAAGGUGUGACCUCCCAGAGCAGGUAUAAAAGUUUUGACCUGAAGAGACAGAUUCAUCAUUCCUCAGUGACCACCGACUUGUCUCCGACUCCUAUUUCUUCUUCUCUGGGAUCCAGCAGCACACGGAAAAAGUAUGGAGACCAUCAGCCAGACGCUGGAACAUGUAUUGGUCACAGCUCAUCAUCAGAACUGUCUGACUGUGGGAGUUUAUGAGUCUGCAAAAUUCCUGAAUGAAGAUCCGGAUGGCGCGGUGCUGUGUGUGCUGGCCCUUGAUGAGGAGGAUGAAGAUGACGCUGCGCUGCAGAUUCACUUCAAACUGCUGCAGGCUUUCUGCUACGACAAUUACCUCGACAUCCUGCGAGUGACGGGAAUGCGGCAGCUGGCUCAGCUGCUGGAGGACACCAACACCAGCAACAGAAACGAAUCCAGGGACCUGCAUUGCAUCUUGGUCACUAACCCUUCUGAGCAGAUUCUGCAGUGCCAGGCUCUUCAGCAGCUCGCCAAGUUCUGCGAGGAGAGCCGCCACAGGUACGAGUGGCUCCCCCACCUUGAGCUGCAGGACCGCUGA
Molecule: messenger RNA, 585 nt
Organism: Oreochromis niloticus (Nile tilapia)
Lineage: Eukaryota; Metazoa; Chordata; Actinopteri; Cichliformes; Cichlidae
Product: growth arrest and DNA damage-inducible protein GADD45 beta-like
Exons: 4
Coding region: 151-585 (144 amino acids)
Biological process (GO): regulation of cell cycle
Cellular component (GO): cytoplasm; nucleus
Source: RefSeq, a predicted model, not a curated record